CUCAAAGUAUACGGAACAUUGCACCACUACUGGCAGAGCUCAGACACUUUCUAUUUUUAUGAUCAUUUCUAAAUAAAGUUUAUACACAUUAUUAUAUCAAAGUGGCAACUAGCCCACCACUAAAGACCCAAUCCUCCUCCUCCUCUUCCUCUGCUGCUGCUGCUGUUUCUGUUACUAAAUGGACUCCCAUUAGAGAAAGGACUGACAUUACACCACAGGAAAUAGCUUUAAGAAGAAUUAGGAGUAUUUUGAAUAAACUAACUCCUGAUAAUUUUGAAAGGCUCUCCAUUGACCUGUGUAAUGUCAUCCGUCAUAAUAAUAAAGAAGUAUUGAAAGGGUCGAUAUUACUGAUCUUUGAUAAAGCUGUCGAAGAGACCAAUUACACUUAUCUUUAUGGACAGCUCUGUCUAAAAUUGAAUCAUGAAGCUCCAAAUUUUGAAGAACCAUCCAGUAAAAUUACAACGUUUAGGCGUGUUUUGCUUGCUAAGUGCAAGGAAGCUUUUGAGAACAGAACCAAUGCAACUUCAAAUGUGGGCUGGGUAGGUAGGUGUGGUCCCAAAGGAGAGUAUUGGGAAGGGGCACACCCCUCUGUUGCUAAAAGAAAGACACUUGGGAAUGUGACUUUUAUUGGUGAGCUGUUUAAAAUUGGAAUGUUACAUGAAAGAAUUGUCCAUCAAUGCAUACAAGAAUUGCUUGAGAGGCGUCGGUCACUGGACGGGAUGUGUGACAACAUAGAGUGUGUUUGUAGUUUACUGGUAACCGUUGGCAACCGAUUGGACACCAGCAAGGCCAGUGGUUGGGUUGAUCAAUACUUCAAGAGAAUGGAAGACCUCAUGAGCUCAAACGACUUCCCCUCAAGAAUAAAGUUUAUGAUUAUGAACACUGUGGACCUUAGGAGAAACCAAUGGGUUCCUCGUAAUACUAAAGUCCUUGAGGUGCCUAAACCCCUUGAUAGAGGACCAGUACUUGUUGAAUAUUCACCUCGUGUCUCCCAGAACAAUCACAAAACUUCUGCACCUCUUAUAAAAAAUCCAGGACCCCCUAUUAGAGGAUUUGGUCAAAAUAAAGGUUUCAUGCAGUUGCCUAGGGCAGCUAGUAAAAGUCCCGGACCCCCUCAUAAAUCAUUAAGUCCUGGACCCCCUCUUAAAACUACAGGACCCCUUGUCAAAGAAGGUACUUCUACUAAAGAUGUUAAUUUGAAAAAACUACCGACGAGGAAAGUAACAAGCAGUGAAAGUGUCAGUUUACGUCCUUCCUCUGCCUCUCGCAAGUUUCAACAGCAAAGACUCCACCCACCUGCUCCAAAAGAUGAAGCCACACCCAUCAGUAUAAUUCCACGUACCAGAGAUGAUUCUUCUGAUGAUGAAGCCACACCCAGUUGCCAUGACUACCAUGUUGUUUCUGUCAAAGGAUCGCAAACUGAGGGGAAAGAAUUAUUAAAACCAAAUACAAAAAUUCAAGCUGGUCCUGAGCUCUCCAAUUCAGAGAUUGUUUUGAUACCGAUACUGACCCAAUACUUGUCUCAUAAGAGGGUUCCUGAUGCAGUACAAUUGCUAAUGACCAGCCAUAUUGAUUUGGAUGAAAUAACGCAUACUCUAAUUAAUGGAACACUCAAUAAAUCAGAAGAUGACAGAACUCUGGUUAGUUUGUUAUUUAACGAGUUACAUAAGGAGGGUGAUCUGUCCUCAUUAAUAUUCAUGAAGGGUAUUGAAAAGGUUUUGUCCAAUAGAGUUAAAUUUGAGUCUGUCAUUAACAGAAACUCAAUAUCUGGUUACAUAUCAAGAGCAAUUGUUCGAGGUGUGGUCACAUUAAGUAUUGCCAUGGCAACGUUUAAGGAUGGGGCCCAUUCCCCUAUUGGUCUUAUAGUGGUACAGUCUUUAGUGAAUCUGAUUGGUCAGGACUCGUUAAAGAAACUUUUUAAAGAUAACGGAAUGUUAAUAACAGAGAUAUUAGCACCUGUUGAUAAACCAUACCAAUCAGCAACUAAAGUACUGGAAAAGAAAAAUUUAGGAUUCUUGUAUCCAUUGAAGCAGCUACAGGUUCAAUUGAAGUCACUUUUAAAAGAACCUCUCACGACCCACCUGACACUGUACAAGUGGAUUAAGGCUAAUGUUGAUCCUUUAUUUUAUAAAAACACUGACUUCAUUGUGCUACUAACUAAAUGUAUCUUGUCACAUGUCAUUAAAGCAACAAGUGAAGCUCCUUCAAAAGAUGAUUUAGACAAAGAGACAUUCAAAAUGGAGGAUUACAAGCUAGUGCUACAGAAGUUUGUAUCGGAAGAGCCAGUGCUACAGUUAGGGGUACUGUAUGCCACUCAAGUUUACUGUAAUGACGUUAACUUUCCAAAAGGAUUAUUGUUGAGGUUGUUCUCCUAUUGGUACAAUAUGGAUGUGGUUGAAGAGGAAGUACUAAUGAAAUGGAGAGAAGAUGUUAAUGAAGACUAUCCUGGAAAAGGGAAAGCUUUAUUUCAAGUUAAUCAUUGGCUGGUUCUGCUAGCAGAAGCUGAAGUUGAAUCCGAUUAACAUUGUUUUUAUUAUUAUUAUAUUUAUUGUUAUUUAUUAUCAUUAUUUAUAAUGCUUUUAGAAACCACUAGUAUCAAACCAG
Amphimedon queenslandica is the source of this 2604-nucleotide messenger RNA. RefSeq names its product eukaryotic translation initiation factor 4 gamma 2-like. The coding region runs from base 651 to 2522 and encodes 623 amino acids. The record is from RefSeq and is a predicted model, not a curated record. Gene Ontology annotation, molecular function: translation initiation factor activity; mRNA binding; protein binding. Gene Ontology annotation, cellular component: eukaryotic translation initiation factor 4F complex. The transcript has 22 exons. Lineage: Eukaryota; Metazoa; Porifera; Demospongiae; Haplosclerida; Niphatidae.